GAGACCACUCCGUUAGAACAAACCGCAGUUUCCUGUUUUCUUAUUUUGUGCCCGGAGCUAAAGACAAACGAAGGGUACAGAUGAAAAUCUCUCAGUAGCAGCCAAUCUCUGUGUGAGUUUGGAAGAAUGCUAAACCACUUGUUGCUGGCACUGGAGACUUUCCGUAGUUUCGGAGCGAUGUGGCAGGUGAAUAGCGAAGAAUAACGUCGGUGUUCCCGAAUACGGAUGAAUUGUUAUUGAAGUUUCAAGUUCUGGCAGUGACGACAAAAAUUAUUUCAGGCAUGAUGCAUUUGGGUUCCCUAUGGCUGCUCCUGGUAGGAGGAACGCAAGCUGUGCUAGGUCAAUGGACACCUUGUCCAGACGUAUUCCAGUAUGAAGGAACCUCCGGCAACGAGUAUGGUAUCAUCACUGUGCCCGAUCCCUACCCCUACCUAGCAAUUGACAUUACUGUUGAAAUAUACAUCACUGCUCGUGUACCAUCGGGCAGAAGUAUUAAGCUGGAGUUAGUAGAUAAGAAUUUAUGGAGUAAGCUGUUUGCUGGUGCUAGGGGUCCUGUCCUGUACCGACUUGACUUUCCUGUAACAUCACCACUACCAACAAUCAAGAGUAUUACUGUGAACCAACAGGUGAUUUGUAGAGGUCAAAAACCAAGCGCUUCAUUUCUUACUACAUUAACAAUUCAAAGUGCUGUUUUUAAUGACAGAUGUUCUUCAAGCAGUUUGGAAUGUCCAUAUAACAUUCGACAAACUCCAGACACAUAUCAGCCAGGGCCACCACCAUUAUCACCACCAGAAAGCACAGUAACGCACACAAAUGAAAAUCCAGCUUCACCUACAUCACCUUGCCCAGAUGUAUUUAAAUAUGAACAAGAUAGAUAUGGGGACUGGUAUGGAAUCAUCAGUGUUCCUAACCCAUAUCCUGUGGUUGCAAUUGACAUCAGAGUGGAGCUGUAUAUCACAGCAAUAUCACUGAGCAGAAAAGGACGGCUUGAGCUUGUAAAUAAUCUAAACGAAGAAUGGCAGAGAAUGAGAACUGGUGAACAGUAUUUUAUUCUGUACAAAUUAGACUUUCCUGUAAGUUCUCCCUUGCCUACAAUCAAGAGUAUCACCGUAAACAAUCAGGUCAUUUGCAGAGCCAACAAACCAAGUUCUCCUGCACUUACUACACUCUCUUUUCAACAUGCUCUCUUUAGUCAGAAGUGCUCUUCAAGUAGUCUUGAUUGCCCUGACAACACUGUACAGAAUGUGCUGAUAACCAGACCAAAACCACCAGUUACCAGACCAAACCCACCUGUUACUAGGCCAACACCAACCAGAGAACCGCCAAUAACACAAAAACCUCAACCUGCACCAACGCGCAAACCAGAACCUCCAAAACAGAAUCCAAGCAUAAGCACGAACACCCAAUGUGGCUCUCCAGUAGUGAAAACUAAUCCCCUUAUCGUUAAUGGACAAGAUACAAAACAUGGUCAGUGGCCUUGGCAUGCAGCUUUGUAUCAACACAAGGGUUAUGACAUAGUAUACACCUGUGGUGGAUCUUUGGUGGGUGCCAAGACUAUUAUUACAGCUGCUCACUGUGUCACCAAGGGUGGAGAGAUGCUAGCUACACUUGACCUCAUUGUGUACCUAGGAAGAUAUGACCUCAGAAAUCGCAGAGAAGAAGGUUCCCAGGAAAAUGAUGUUGCCAAAAUAUUUGUUCAUCCUUCCUUCAAUACUGACAACUAUCAAGCAGAUUUAGCCAUGAUUGUCCUAGCUAUCACUGUGCAGUACACUUUAACUGUGAGACCUGUAUGUCUCUGGAAUCAGAGCGAUAAAAAUCUUGCAAAAAUAGUUGAAAAGGAAGGUGUGGUGGUUGGAUGGGGCUUAGAUGAGAAAGGCAACAAUGCACAGAAGUUGAAGAUGGUUAAAAUGCCAGUUGUAAAGCAGGAGACUUGCAUCUGGAGUGAUCCUACUUUCUUCUCGCAGUUCACUUCUAACACAACUUUCUGUGCUGGAUAUCGAAACGGCAGCAGUGUAUGUAAUGGUGACAGUGGAGGUGGGAUGGUGUUCCCAGAGAAUCAAAGAGAUGGUAAUCAAAUUUGGAUGCUUCGUGGUAUUGUCUCAAACAGCAGACCAAAUGAUAAUGACAAGGAACGUUGUGAUGAUCACAGCUAUAUUGUCUUCACAGAUAUUGCACAGUAUCUAGAUUGGAUCAAUGCUCUUAUCAUUUGAUGUUAAUAUCUUGUAAAAUUUGGAGUAAAAUAAAUUUUCUGAUUUAUGCCCAUCAGUAUUUUCAACAAUGAAAAGAUUCUAUGGAUUAAACUAGCUAUAAUAUGUAAAAUGAUGUGCUUGAAAACUGAAAGAAACAAGAUUGUUACAGAAUGUAUUUCAUUCCUGAAGCUGUAAAAUCAGGUAAAAUAUGAGGUAGAAGAAAAUAUAAACAUAUUAAACGUUUAUAUGGAGCAUUUUAUGGUUCUGAAUGAUUAGAUCUCAUAGUACGUAAUGUCGCUUAUACAAUUAGCAUACAUGUUUUAUGUAAAUUUCACAAUUCAUAUCAACUACCACUAUAAAACCAGAUAUUUUGUAUAGUCACUAUACCAUCUUUUCCCCAAAAAAUAACCUUAGUAAGACACGUGCUUUUAGAGAUCUACCACAAUACAAUACUUCAAAAUGCCAAAUGGAAUGGUGAUAGUGUAGUUCUCACUACAAAACUGUUCAAGGUUAACAUGUUAUUGAGCAGUGUGUACCAUUUAAAAUGCAACCAAACACUUCUAUACAAAAAUUAAAUCAGAUGCAGACCCAAUUUUCCCCAUAACACUCGAUUCAAGGUCACUCAGGUUGUUAGGCCACUGCUCAUAUCACUUUUGCAAAAACUGUGCAGGCACGAACAUGAUGUAUUCAUGAUGAUUUCUUUUGGUAUGAAUUUCUCAAAGAAAGAGUCUAUUUACACAAUCCACUAAGCUUGGAUGAAAUGAAACACAAUAGCUAAUAGACUAUUGUCAACAGUGACAUAGAAAUACUUUACAAGUCACAUGAAAGACACAAGGGCAGAUGCUUGUCUUUGAGAAGAUGGUAGAUAUUUUCAGCUUGUACUGUAAUGCUUUCAUGUAAGUGUUCCUCACAAAUAAAAAUUAAAAAACAACUCA
This is a messenger RNA of Zootermopsis nevadensis, 3124 nucleotides long. The record is from RefSeq and is a predicted model, not a curated record. Lineage: Eukaryota; Metazoa; Arthropoda; Insecta; Blattodea; Termopsidae.